UACAGUCGCGUUUUUACGAUCGGCUGACGGUCGUUUUAACAUUCUAAAGACUUUGUUACCAUUUACUCGUCCCGAGUAACACAUUUUUAAUCUUUACUCGAUUUAACGAAAGUCUACGGUACCGUGAUAGUGAGAACUACGCUUAGUGUUCACUUGCUCGAUGUUGAAAUCGUGAAAUAUGUGGUUAUUGUACUUUUAUUAAUUUUCACGGUUAUCGCCAUCUUAGUCUGUCAUCGAACCUUUCGACUAAAGUUUAGUGUUUCUUACCUAAAAUUCAUCUGUGCUAUUUGAUACAAUUUCUCCACCAAAAAAUUACAAGUUUUCCCUCUUAUCGUGAAGAUUAUUCCACAGUGAAUUCACAACCGUGAUCGGUUCGUCUUCGACGUGUGUAUCGAAGCAUCCUUCGCUUCUUUAAGGAAGUGGGAUGGUACACUGAAGAGUGGAAGAUUCCUGCAUGGACCGUUCUCAAGACAAGAAAAUAGAAACCAUUGGUAGAAUGACGGCCAUGACACAGGAAGAAAUUGUGGCUGGUGCCAGGACUGUUGCCCAGGGACUGGAGGCCCUUCGUGUAGAACAUGGAGGGCUUUUGCAGGGGCUCCAGUCACAAGAUGCACCAGCUGCAAGGGACAAAGCUAGUUUGCUAUCAAAGAACAUUGAGAUGAUUGAACUGGGCCUUGGCGAGGCUCAUGUUAUGAUGGCUCUUGCUAGCCAUUUGCAAAUGGUAGAGGCUGAGAAACAAAAGCUUAGAACGCAAGUCAGAAGGCUAUGUCAAGAGAACGCCUGGCUGAGGGAUGAGCUAGCUGGAACGCAGCAAAAGUUACAAGCUAGCGAGCAAGCAGUAGUUCAAUUAGAAGAAGAUAAGAAACAUUUGGAAUUUAUGGCUAGCAUGAGGCAAUACGAUCCAGAUCCAUCAGCUGAUGAUGAGAAUGCUAAAGACAGACCAAAAGAUGAUCCUGUAGUUGAUUUGUUCCCCGACGACGACGCUGACGACCGAAACAGUAAGUCGAUAUCGCCGACACCACCGUCGCAAUUUGCGCAACAGGUAAACGCCGGGUACGAAAUACCUGCGCGUUUGCGUACGUUGCACAAUUUGGUUAUACAAUACGCGAGUCAAGGUCGUUACGAAGUAGCCGUACCUCUUUGCAAGCAAGCGUUAGAGGAUCUGGAGAAGACAUCCGGUCACGAUCAUCCGGACGUUGCAACUAUGUUGAACAUUCUCGCUUUAGUAUACAGAGAUCAAAAUAAAUACAAAGAGGCGGCAAAUCUAUUGAACGAUGCGUUGACUAUCCGUGAAAAGACACUCGGCGAGAAUCAUCCUGCAGUCGCAGCUACGCUGAACAAUCUAGCUGUUUUAUAUGGAAAGCGGGGCAAGUACAAAGAAGCUGAGCCAUUGUGUAAACGUGCUCUGGAUAUCAGAGAGAAGGUACUCGGACGUGAUCAUCCAGACGUAGCAAAGCAGCUGAACAAUCUCGCGUUACUCUGUCAAAAUCAGGGUAAAUACGAGGAGGUAGAGCGUUAUUAUCAGAGAGCGCUUGAGAUUUACGAGGCAAAACUUGGCCCCGACGAUCCUAACGUUGCGAAAACAAAGAACAAUCUAGCGUCUUGUUAUUUGAAACAAGGAAAAUAUAAGGACGCCGAGGUUUUGUACAAACAAGUACUAACAAGAGCGCACGAGAAAGAGUUUGGUGCUAUUUGUAGCGAUAACAAACCAAUCUGGCAGGUUGCGGAAGAAAGGGAAGAGAAUAAGCAUAGAAAUAAAGAGAAUACUCCUUAUGGAGAGUAUGGAGGUUGGCAUAAAGCCGCUAAGGUGGAUUCACCUACAGUUACGACUACGUUAAAAAAUCUUGGUGCGUUAUACCGAAGGCAAGGGAAGUAUGAGGCUGCAGAAACCUUGGAGGAUUGUGCUCUGAGAUCACGAAGAGAGCAGACAUUGGAGUUCGUGAAGCAGGGAAAGGUCGCGCAGAUUUUAGGGGAUGAAAAGGGAUCGACGCGACGCGGUUCGCGAUCUAGUUUAGCAAACAGCGAACACGAGCAACACGACGAGGGCUCGCUGCCGCUGGUACAAAGGGCGCUACACGAAGGACAGUCUGGCCACCACGACGCUAGUCCUAACAAACCCGGUUUUAAAAACAAGAUCUUUCAAGCUUUCGGGAUUCACCCUUCCACGUAGGAUAUUCGUCUGUAGCGUUACCUGUCGUUCAAUUAUGCCUUGAUCACACAAAUGAUCAACGACUUUCGGUGGGUCGCUGAAAGUUUUUUUCUAACGUUAGGACGAGAGAGAGAAUAUAUUUAAAAAAGAAUUACGCAUGUCUGAGAGAACAUUACGUUUUAGGUGUUUGUUUGAAAUUUUCAUAAUGGAGUAACCCAAACGCUGAGGAACACGUUAAAAUCGUGCGAAACAUGUCCUUAAUGAUUCCUCUUAAGCAUUUAUACAUAAUAGGGACGUGUAGUUGGAUUGUAGGAGAGAUGGGGCCUUUGGCAAUACUUUUGGGCAUUUGAUAGUUUCCCAGCAGCCGGUGUUUCCGACGAUACGACGAAAGCACAUAACUGCACAUUCUUUUAUUACAUUUACAAGUAUUUCGAUAAACCGUUUGUUGCUACUUCCAAUUAGCCUUUUGUACAAGUAUUGCGUAGAAAAAAGUACAGCCUUUUACGAAUCACUUCCACUUGUAAGCUGUGAUAAUAACGCUCCUUUAAUUAAUAUUUCGUUUUCUUUUUCCGCUACCUUCUUUAUUUUAACGACCGAGGAUGAUUUUUUUGUAUUUCGUAAUUUUUUAAAACGUUUAUCCGAAUUCGAUGGAGGUGCUUUAUACGAAGCAUUUUGUUUUAUUUAUCACUUUGCAUUAUUUAUCUUGUAAUUACUAUUUAAACUAUUGAAACUUUUUACGCUUGUAUCAUACACGAUCAUAUUAAAAAAGCAGUUAGAAUAAAGAAUGCUUCCAGAGAUAGUUAUUUUCUUAAUGAAACUAUAUAGUUAACUCGUUUCACGUGUUAUUAUUGGCUGAAUGAAAGAUACCCGCGAUGGGGAUUAAUUAAUUGAACGGACAGUAACCAAUUGUUCGAGUAAAAAGCGUCGUUUUAAUGCUUUAAGAUAUUUUUCGUAAGCCAAAAUACGGUGAAACAACGCACACGAAAUUUAUAAGUAGUCAAUUUCUAGCAACAGCUUUGCUUAACUAUAUAGUUCAGUAUAGAUUUGCAAAGAUGACGGAUUUUCAAGAUAAUUUCAUGUGCAGAGAAAAUUAAUAACGCUCUAAAUAACAUGUGACGAAAAUUACAUUAAUGUUCUCUGUGUAAGAGGUUGUUUUUUUAUCAUAUAACAUCCUUGUAUAGUCUGUUCUGAUUUUUAACAAAUGUGCAGUCUUCUUUCUAGCUUCAGAUGACAAAUUUGUCGUCGGUUUUACAUUCGUUAUCUCGUCGAUGUAAAACAAUGUGUUUAAUUUACAUUAUUUUUCAAACGAAAGCUUUUCUCACUUAGGGUUACACUGAUUGUGUCCUAAUUUUUAAUUACGCUCUGAGGUGUCUCGAAGCUCAUGUUAUAUUCAAAUUGUCCCCUUCAAAGUAUUAUGUAUUUUAUAAGAAAUGGAUGCAACUCGUGCAAUUCACUAUGUUAUAUAUUUAUAUAUUUAGAUUCUUAAACGGUUCUCAUUUGUUCUACAAAUGAAUGAAAAGCUGUGUUGCGGAUCUAUUUUAACAGAUCUCAAGAGUGUAAAGAAGGGUAAUUGUCUUAUCGUUCGGGGCACCUUGUAUCCCUUUCUUCUUUUCUAAUCUUUUAUACAUUAUAAAAUAAUAACGAUUCAAGAUCCUAUUUAGAUAAAUUUAUAAAAUUGUUAUGCUACAUUUAAUUGUACGUUAUAAUGUUUGAAAAUUGCAAUCGGUAACUGUGAACUGGAUUAUUUAAUAAUAAGUAGUGCCUUGAGACUUUAACAAGCGAACAAAUAAAUUAUUUUCUAACUGUAUAAGAAUCUACUUGUUAUUCGACCGAUGCUCAGUGAUGUGUGCAGGACCCUUACAUUCUGGAAUUUAUAUUUAUUGUCUGUCUGUUCUGUUUCUUUUGUUAUCAUCGAUCAGGGGCAGGUUUCUAACACGCGUCAUUUCUCAUUUUAUACGAAACAAAGAAUGUGUGUAACACAGGUUUUGCAUCAUUAAUUUUCCUCGCACGCAUUUGUGUUCUUUAACCACUAUUGUUACCAGUCGUUUUUUUUUUUUCGAUAUCUGCGUUGUCGUUUUGUUUCGCUUUGAUUUGAGUACUCUGCGGGCCGGGACUUAGAAUAAAGGAUGUCACCGGAGUACGAUCUCGUCUGGACAACAAACGGGACAGAAAUGACCGAUUUCUGGAACAGGACAGGAAGUAUUUCGUUCGUUCGCAAUAAAGGAUACUAUGUAAGAGAUAUUAUACGCGGAAAACGAUAUGUUGGGAUGAUUAAGGGCUCUGCAUUGUUUAAUUAAAACAUUGUCUGACGUCCAUUCUGUUUGGAUCGUUUAACCGUGUACAGCACAUUCCAGCUGCUUUUUCUUCUCAAUCAGACGUACCGUUAACGAAGUGGUCACGUUGCUCGUUACAACGCGGGACCCACCCUGAUCACAACUUCGUGCUAGCGACUGAGAAUUUGGAACAGGAAAGAAGGUUGCAAGGGAAAUUGCUCUACCGCCUUUGGGAACCGUGUGCGUAAACGAAUCAAAAUCCAACCGAGUCCAUUGUGUUUCAAACGACAGAAGAGAGAAUAUAUAUCAUGCUGCAAGUUAUAUUGACCUAAAGAAAUCAGGAUGUAUUCAAUCACCGUUCUCCGUAUCGUACAGAGAGCAAUGAACAAACAAAAGUUUCUUCGUACAGGCGUCCAUUUUACAUACACGCAUACAUAUCUUGUUUUUUUCUUUUUUUUUCUUCUUUUUUUCGUUGAGCAUACCACAGUUCAAACGAUGCGACUACGUGUAAUCAUUCCAUGAGCUCUAGCAGCUUUCUCGAUUCAGAAUUAAUGAAAAUGAUUUACAUAUAACAUAGGGAAUGUUUGUAUGUCGCUUAGCAUUAAAUGUACUCUUACACACCAUGCAUGUUAGGAUUAUGCGAAAUUAUCAUCGUCAUACCACUCCCCCAAGAUUAAUCACAAAUUGUAACUCGUUAGGAACGAACCGCGUUUUCCCUUUUUUAUUUUUGUCCCAUCUGGAAUUCGGAAUGUAGCGAAAAGAGCCAAUCUGCCGGAGACAUUGAUUUCUUUGUCCUAUUUAUAAUCGUACAUUUAAAAAAAUACUUAUGGUAUACUUAUGUAUUCGCAAUAUUUAAUUUAUUCCCUGCGUUCGCUGUUAAGAUAUUAGCGCGAGCACGACGGAUACUUGUAUUAUAGUUAUCGCGAUAUUUAAAUUAUUAUUUCGUCUCUGAAUUUUAUUCUAUUCAUUUUUUUUCCUUUUUGUUAUCCUUGUGUUCAAUCUCGUCGGGACGCGAAACAAGGAUUCCUUUUACAUCCAUGUUUUAUGUACACUUAAAACGUAUGCUUUAAAGCCAAGGGUCAUUGUAACUGGCUGUGAAUGCGAACUAUUUAAACCAGUCAGAAAAUUGUUUUUGAUUUUUGAGAGUAGCUACGACGAUAUAUAAUGAUGAUCGUUUGAAUUAGUCGAGUCCUGGUUGCAUAGAUCCGAGCUCUGUCAUUUUCAAGGAACAACGAGUUGAACUUUUUCAUUGUAAAAUUGUGUCAUUGUAAUGAUUCAUCAUGAAUGAGUGUUUCUAUAAGGAAUCAUUAUAGUGGGAACAUAGUUUGUUACAUAAUUAAUGAAUAGAAUUUUACGAACAAGGAAAUUAUUAAUGUAAUUCGCUAGAAGUUUCAAAUGAUAAUUACUCCUAUUGUACAGGAUGUAUGUUGCUUCCAUGAUACAUUUAUUGUUAAUGAAAAGCAACUAUAACUGUACUUAGAAAGUAGCAAAGAAACUCGAUAUUUUACAUCAAUAUUUAACUAACAAGGAAAAUGAAAAUUAAAUAGUCUAAUAAUUACUCUAUUAUCGUUAACUGCUACAAAAUAAUUAUUCGCUUCUCAAAUGAAUAAAUGAAGAAAGAGUUAAAAAUCAGAGAGACUUGUGAAAGAAAUUACAUUGGACUGGCCUAGUUCAAAAGAUUUCAGAUAUUACAUUCGGCUCGCCGGUGUAUAAUUAUCAUUUUAUAGUCGUAGCCGCGAUACGCUAGUUCGUUUUCAUUUUCUCAUGUAAUUAUUUAAGCAAUUUCAUUUCUCAUCGACGCUUCAUCUUUUGCUCCUGCGUUCAUUAAUUUAGGAAUCAUCUCUUCAUCUUUUUUUUUUAAGCUAUCAUUUCUUUUCUCACGUGUGCUCUCAUUACCUUGGAAAAGUGAAACAUGCAUUUAUUGAUAAAUACGCAUAUUCUGCGCCUGAGAGCUUAAAGGCCUAGAGAAUACCAGCUUUUCUUUCGCUUUUAUGUAAUAUUAUAGUUUGUUAACAGUUUGCUAUAUUUUAAGAUCACUUGUAUUAAGUGGAAUCGUUGCAAAGGAAUUUUAUUUUUAACAUAAAAAUCGCACCACACGUUCACUUUUAUCUUAUUUUAUGUUUCUUCUAUUAGAUAAACUAGAUAAGAAUAUUUAUUGAGAGGUAUACGAUGAGUAUAUGUAUUUUAAUAAUUGUCUUUUAACUUACACUUCGAGAAUCUCUCUAUCGCUGGUUAAGCUGCGACAAAAGACCUGUGUAAUUUUUAAUAUUUUUAUUCUAAUUGUUUUUUCUUUAAUAUUUAUAUUAGAUGUUUUUAUUAGCUUGUUUUCUUAGCAGGGAUAGUGUAGCUUCUUUUCUUUGUUCCUUAAGAAGUUUCUCUUUUUUUUAUUAUUGCGUUGAAAGGAGGUUUUAAUAAAUGAUCGUCGAUGAUCUACUAAUUUUAUACUUGAUAAAUAGAUGUGAUACAGUAUUAGGAUAAGGUUUUUAGUGUCCGUUCACCGUCGAAAGUAGUUGUUGCUUUAUUCAAUGGAACAACAAAACUUUUGAGGUAUUGCAGCUCUCAGGUGCAAGUACUGUUAUUUAAAUAAUAUGUAAGUUUUGAUUUAUAAUAAAUAUUUCCACUUGGUAAGACUUGUUCGUCUGCUCCUUCGCGUAUUAAGGUUUCCAAACGACAAAUUGUACUUAGGUUUUCGAAUUUUAAUUAAAACAUU
Messenger RNA from Osmia lignaria (orchard mason bee), 7132 nucleotides. It is a transcript of the gene Klc, whose product is annotated as kinesin light chain. Gene Ontology annotation, molecular function: kinesin binding. Gene Ontology annotation, cellular component: kinesin complex; cytoplasm. Lineage: Eukaryota; Metazoa; Arthropoda; Insecta; Hymenoptera; Megachilidae. Gene Ontology annotation, biological process: microtubule-based movement. The record is from RefSeq and is a predicted model, not a curated record.